UCCCCGGCCUUCCUGUUCCCAGCAGUGCCCGGCUCCGGGCGUUUCUUCACUCUCCCGCGGUGCGCGCCGGCCCUGCCCCAGCCGAGGGCACGCGCGGCCAGGGCCGCAGCUGGGAGCCCCGCGCCUCGCGGACGGCCGCGCGACUCGGGUGAGCACCUCGCAGGCCUCAGUGUCUCUGGAGAGUCAGCCACCUGGUCUCCUGAUAAGCUUCCUAAAGAACUCUUUCUAGGAGCAGUGUGAGGAAGACAGAAUAGCCCUCUGGACUGGCAAAGCCACCUACCAAGCACUGCUGCCACCAUGCCCAAGAGAAAGGCAAAAGGGGAUGCUAAAGGUGACAAAGUGAAGGUGAAAGAUGAGCCACAGAGGAGAUCAGCACGGUUGUCUGCUAAACCUGCCCCCCCAAAACCAGAGCCCAGGCCUAAAAAGACCCCUGCAAAGAAGGGAGAGAAGCUGCCCAAAGGGAGAAAGGGGAAAGCAGAUGGUGGCAAGGACGGGAACAACCCUGCGAAAAACCGAGAUGCCUCCACGGUCCAGUCACAGAAAGCAGAAGGCACCGAGGAUGCCAAGUGAAGUGUACUUUUUUGAUAGCUCUGUACUUCUGGUGACUCUGCUGUUUGAAAUACUAUUUUUUUUUAAAUCAACUUUUAUAAAUAUGUAGAAUUUUUUCUUUUUAAGUUAUGUUGUUAGCACACAGGACACUUUGGUGUUGUCUUUUGUGGAAAGGGCAAAUACCACUAAUAGAAUGUUUCAGAAGCUGGAUUAAAAUGGGGGAAAAUAGGAUUUUCUAUCCUCAUUUUUGAAGAUUAUUCUUGGUUCCCAGGAGAGAUUCUCUGACAUUCGCACACAAGUCAGCCACUUUGGCUCACAAGCCUUACAGUGUGGGGAAGCAUACUUUGUGUCUUUGCCUUUCCUGAUGCCAUCAGCAUACACUUGACUUUCUGAAACCAAGAGUCAUGGUUUCAGAAAACCAGAAUCCCUAAAAUCAGGUGUGUUGGGUAAUAACACUCAGGCCUUCUGGUAAAGACAACGAGAUGAUGUUGCUCAAAAGAGCCAAGAUUCUUGUUUGUAGUCUGUGGAUUAUCCCAUUGAUAAUCCUGGGGUUUUUAGUUCCUUUUCUCCAAGUCGGAAAUGACAUGUGAAAAGCUCUUACAUGCCUCGUGUGAAAUACCCACCCCUUCUGAAAACUUUUCCUGUUCAAAGCAGCAACAGAAGACUGUUGACUUUUUGGGGAGGAGAGUUUGGAAAUUGUAAAAUAUUAUGGAUUGUAACCCAUGUCCUGCUGGAAAUAACUGUUUUUGAAAAAUAUCUUAUGAAGGUGGAUACAAGUUGGCUUGGUGGUAGGGGGGAUCAUUUCCUACCCAAGUUGUAAAGAUAUUCUUUACUGCCAUAUAAAAGUUUUACAAUUUUGCUUUUCACAUUUAUCUUUAGUCUUUAGAACUGAUUUUUGUGAAAAGUGUGAGACAGAAGUUCAAUAUAUAUUUUUUCCAUAUGGAUAAGUAGUUGUCCCAGCACCAUUUUCUGAAAAGUUCACCCUUUCCCCACUGAGCUGUAACACUGGCUCUUUCAUAAAUCAAGUUUGUGUGUUUAUGUGGGUCUGUUGAUGGUUUCUGUUCUGACUCACUGGUCAAUUUGUCUAACCUUGUGGCAGUACUCUGAUACAAUCCAGAGUACUACAACUUUAGAAAAAGGUCUUGAUAUCUGAGGACAAAUUCCACCUCCACCUCCAACAUCAACAUCAGAUUUUUCUUCCUUGGGAGUAUCUUGGCUAUUUUUAGCCAUUUGCUCUUCCCUACAACUUCUAGAAUUAGAUUGACAAGUUCUAAAUCAA
This is a messenger RNA of Ceratotherium simum simum (southern white rhinoceros), 1828 nucleotides long. NCBI's taxonomy places the organism in Eukaryota, Metazoa, Chordata, Mammalia, Perissodactyla, Rhinocerotidae. The record is from RefSeq and is a predicted model, not a curated record.